AUGAGCGCUGCUUUGGGAUUCAGCGCGUCGGUGAGCGGCGCUCGCGUGGCAGUUAAGGCCGAAAAGAGAACCAUCAGCGCUCGCGCGCCGUUGCGAGUGGAGAACCGUGUGGCGCUCCGAUUCACCCGCAUGGGCCGCAAGAAGGAACCGUUCUACCGUCUCGUUGCCAUCGACUCUCGCUCCCGCCGCGACGGCUCACCGAUUGCGCAGCUGGGCUGGUACGAUCCGAUCAGAAAGGAGUCCUCUUUGGACGCCCCGGCGAUCAAGGAUUGGCUCAGCAAGGGUGCGCAGCCGUCAGAGACCGUGGGUGCUUUGCUGAAGAAGGCUCUCAUCAUGCAGUAA
This is a messenger RNA of Ostreococcus tauri, 342 nucleotides long. Its product is annotated as Ribosomal protein S16 domain. Gene Ontology annotation, biological process: mitochondrial translation. The record is from RefSeq and is a predicted model, not a curated record. NCBI's taxonomy places the organism in Eukaryota, Viridiplantae, Chlorophyta, Mamiellophyceae, Mamiellales, Bathycoccaceae. The transcript is spliced from 3 exons. Bases 1 to 342 code for a protein of 113 amino acids. Gene Ontology annotation, molecular function: structural constituent of ribosome. Gene Ontology annotation, cellular component: ribosome; small ribosomal subunit.